Molecule: messenger RNA, 2169 nt
Organism: Hyaloscypha bicolor E
Lineage: Eukaryota; Fungi; Ascomycota; Leotiomycetes; Helotiales; Hyaloscyphaceae
Product: HET-domain-containing protein
Exons: 1
Coding region: 24-2132 (702 amino acids)
Source: RefSeq, a predicted model, not a curated record
GGCGGAUCCUGGAUCCCCAAAUCAUGAAAAGGACGUUAGAUUCCACGUCUGAGCCAUGUCUUCGAGCAUCUGGGAAUGGAGACAGCAUUCCGGGCCUUGUCAAGGAGGGAGAAAGCAGCCCGUCACGCUGCGCCACACCGCGAGCGCGAGAUGCGAUGAAUUGUGAAGUUGCAGCGAUGAUGGACAGUGGUAUCGCUAUCGCAGGACGAAAGAAGCUCCGUUCAGCACCAGAAGAAGGUGUCUCACAGCCAAGUGAGGAAACGAUUCCCAUCGCAAGCUCAAAGGAUGGCACGAAGGAAGUUGGGAGCGAAGCAUGUGCCUCUCAGGUGGCCAAUCUGUCAAUAAUACAUGGACCUAGUGACGCCUCUCUUAGCAACUUUCCAGCCGAAGGACAAUUCCCCUACCAGCCCCUUGACACAAGCAAACUCGAGAUCAGAGUAAUCACCUUGCAUCCAGGAAUUCGGACGACACCAAUCCACUGUUCUUUGACGCACAUUACAACGAAUAGCAAAUCCAACAAACCGAUCUACAAAGCGUUGUCCUACACGUGGGGUACUGCUGAAGCGCCAAAGACUAUCUCUUUAGAUGGAAUGCAAGUUCAGGUCAGGGAAAAUCUCUGGCAGGCUUUAUAUCAUCUGAGGUCCGAGGAGCAUGAGUUGACGAUUUGGAUCGAUGCGCUUUGUAUAAAUCAGAAUGAUUUACAAGAGAGGGGCUCUCAGGUUUCGAGGAUGAGUGCUAUAUAUGGGAUAGCGAAGGAGGUUAUUGUAUGGUUGGGGCCGGCGGACGAGGAUAGUAAGCUAGCCAUCGAUUUCAUCGAACAGAACUUCCAUCCAUCCUCCGGUCCAAGGGUGAAGGAUAUGCCGAUGGAUGAACUUUUGGUCGGAGCUUCUGAAUUGGAGCUAUUGGCUAUCCCUAAAAUUAUGGCACGGGAGUAUUGGCAUCGUGUCUGGAUUAUUCAGGAGAUAUUCCGAGCACGGUUGGUUACAGUACACUGUGGUCACGAUACGGUGAGGUGGUCAAGUCUAUCGAAAUUCUUUCGAUAUCUCAGCCGGCAGCCCGCGCAGACAGAGUUCAUUAAGCGCCGAGGCGACAGGCAAAAGUACGAGUCGCUUCUGGAAGCGUGCACAAGUCCAGCCAAAAGUCUCACUGAGCACAGAACAUCUCAGAAGCAUUGCCUCGAGGAUUUGUUGAAGGCUUACAAAAGCUGCCGUAGCAGUGACCCUAGAGAUAAGGUCUAUGCCUUGGUUGGCCUUGCGCAAAGGAAGUUGAGAACGGACUCCGAGCCAAUUAAGAAGGGGGAUGAUUGGAUCGUGGUUGAUUACUCGAAACCAGCCCUGCACAUAUUCCGGAGCUUGGUACUUUUGUACGAGAAUGCCUAUUUGACCAGCAUGUCUAGAUGGGGGAGUAGGCGGGAGCAUGUGCAAUGGAUGCAGUUACUGCAGGAGGUGCUAGAUCUACGAGACUAUUUUGACUCGGAUCAUGCACAUGCUAAGAAGAUAACGGAACCAACGGGAAUACCAUACUUAUUGGGCAUGGAGCUAGAGCCACUGGAACCACGAAUCAAAGGGAAUAUCACUUGCGGAGGUUACCGGAUAUCAGCAGCUCAAAUUGUUGGAGACUUUGCGUCCAGCCCCGCAUGGUCUCCCCUGACGCAAGAUUACGGACACAUUCUUGACUGGCAUAAGUCUAUUCCAAGGAUUGACCACUCUAGAACAGCUAUAGAUAGCCUGGAGCUGACAUUAUCCUACUUUGCCACCAAUGACCUGGAACGCACAAAGAAAUUUGAACUCUCGAUGACCAGCACGGAUUUGAACUACAGUUUGCAAGUCUCUGUAGUUCUUGGAAAGAGAUAUUGUCUAUUAAUUCCAUAUCCGAUUGAGCAGGAAUACGAAAUUAUUUGCUUUGACGGUUCAGAUAUUGCUUUAGCAGUCAUAGGAUCGGCAGUUGUGGGGAGAGGGGUUAUAUAUGACCUGGAGAGGAAAUCAGCGGAGGUUGAUCGGGCGCAUUUCCGUGCUGCCUAUCCAGACCUAAUAGAGAUCUACUUUUUGGUACGGUCAAGGAAUACAAUCACUUUAUCGAUCGAUAAUUGGGUAAGGGUAGUUUCACUUGCGAAACGGCCAGUCUCUAAAUAAUACAGAGUAUAUCAAUAUCCAUCGAUUGCUAUGUCCA